AUGCUGAACAGAGUGGUUGGGUUUCUGAGAAUUGAUAAGGAAUCUAUCAGCAACCUAUUAUUUACUGUCAAAUUCGCAAGUACAGUAACACUUGUGUCAACUACAAUUUAUAGCUCUUAUGUUUUCUACAAAAAUGAUUUCAACAUCACGCGAUCUGCCAAAUAUUUCACUAGACUCCACUAUAAGAUUCGAUAUGGAGAAUUUAAAUAUAAAAAAACACCGGAUUCGUUUUUUAUGUUGUCUCUAAGUGAAAAAUUGUGUCAUAAUAUAUCAAUCUACUUCAUCCAACUCGAUUUGGAUAAGGAAAAUGGAGUUACAUAUUCCGAUCUAACCAAACUAUGGAAUCAAUUUGAGCUUGAUAAUGAUCAUUUAAAUAAAUUUAUCGCAGAUAAACAAUCGGGCACUCCUACAGAGAAAUUGCUUCAUGGUUGUACAUUACAAACGUUUGGCGAGGCUUUUGAGUCUCUCAUCUUAAAAAUACGAGGCACAGAUCGCAAAAAAGCUGAUGACUUAGAAAUCAGCAUUUGCGAAAAGUUAGAAGAGAUUAAUAAAUUGACUACAACCCCAGAAAACAUCCAAUUUACCCUUUCCAAUCCAUACAUUUCGGCUACAGUUAGUGAUAUUUGUGAUAAAUUGUUAACAGUUAAGAAGAGUAAAAUGGUCGAGGAAGCUGAGGUUAAGCAGAACAUUCUAGAACUACAAACUGAAAUGCUUGCACUGGAAAAACAAAUAUCACAACACAAGUCUGUAAAGAAACCUCUAACGCACGCUGAACAGGAACGCAUUAGGAUAGCCCAGGAACAGGUUGAUGAGUUAAAAUCAGAGAUUAAGAAGCUGUAUAGAGGUCUCAAUUCCUGGUUUUGA
Messenger RNA from Babesia microti strain RI, 864 nucleotides. Its product is annotated as conserved Plasmodium protein, unknown function. NCBI's taxonomy places the organism in Eukaryota, Apicomplexa, Aconoidasida, Piroplasmida, Babesiidae. The transcript has 5 exons. The record is from RefSeq and is a predicted model, not a curated record. The coding region runs from base 1 to 864 and encodes 287 amino acids.